This is a messenger RNA of Laccaria bicolor S238N-H82, 2718 nucleotides long. RefSeq lists its product as uncharacterized. Gene Ontology annotation, molecular function: transcription cis-regulatory region binding; DNA-binding transcription factor activity, RNA polymerase II-specific; zinc ion binding. NCBI's taxonomy places the organism in Eukaryota, Fungi, Basidiomycota, Agaricomycetes, Agaricales, Hydnangiaceae. The transcript is spliced from 15 exons. Gene Ontology annotation, cellular component: nucleus. Gene Ontology annotation, biological process: DNA-templated transcription; regulation of DNA-templated transcription. The record is from RefSeq and is a predicted model, not a curated record. The coding region runs from base 1 to 2718 and encodes 905 amino acids.
AUGGAUCUUCCUGGAGGAGGCGUAAAAAAGUUAGAAGAUGAAGACAAAGGUGACAAACGCGAUAUCAAGCCAGUGGUCAAGACUUUGAAUCGAGUUCCUCGUGCUUGCAAUGCUUGCAGAAAACAAAAGAUGAGAUGUGAGGGAGCGGACAAUCCACCCUGUAGGCGCUGCCGGAACACUGGGCUAGAAUGUCUCUUUGAAAAACCCGUAAGGGAAGCGACCUUGACUGGAGAAGCUGGACUAGAGCGUAUCCGGAGUCUCGAAGCGCACGUCUCAGAGAUUCGACAGACUCAAAAUACAAUCUCAAACACGCUCUCGGAGCUUCUAGCUCAUGUCAGGGGCGGGGGAUUUUCUACUCGAUCACCUUCUAUGUAUCCUCCGACUUUUCAUCAGUCUCCAAGUUUAAAUUCUCCUUCGAUGUCGACGCCAACGGCCAGUCACCAGCACGUCAGCGAUGUUCAUCAUCCGUCACCUCCAGGCGGCCCUACUACCUUUGGCCCGGCGCAUGCCUCCGGAUCCGCGCCAACCCGCGCAGGUCGAGCAUCAUUGCCAAAUGUUUAUCAGGGUCCUACGACUCAGCCUUCCCCCUCUGGAGAAACUCAUCAAAUUCCACCGCCUUAUGGGAACUUUCAUCACAGUGGACAGUCUUAUAUUCAGAAUCAAACACCUCACGGACCCGUACUCCCUCCAUUCUCAAGUAUCCAGACGAUGGGUCCCCCAUCGUCCCAGCAAAGCAAUGUAUCAUCUGUCCGUUACCAGGCGGCAGACGCCCAGAGAUCAGGAAAGUACCCCACCUCUGGUUCAAAACGGCACGCACCUCCAUCAUCUAAUGUGACAAGUGCCGAAUCCUCAGACUUCGAUGAGGAGGAUAAUGGCGAACUCCCCGCAUCUGGCCUUGUGGCUCCUUGGGAGGUUCUGCGAGGGCUGGCGGAUGUUGCGAUCGAGCGCGCCGCGAAAGAAAACGGAGAUAGCAGUGAACCUCAAAGCCGUACGAGAACACCGUCUCCAGACAGGAACUCAAGACCAUCAAAGCGAAGAAAGAUAAGACACAAAGUGCCACGUAGCCUGACAUUUCCUGACGUCGUCACAAAAAACAUCAUUACUGAAGCUGAGGCCCGAGAACUUUUCAGAAUGUUAGUUUCUACAAUGGCUGUUCAACGUUUCUGUGAGUGUCUCUGUGUUGCUCAUCAAAAGGAACACUUCUCAUCCGUCGCAAGACCUGUAUUUGAUUCUAAUGUUGACACAUAUGACGCUUUACACGAGCGCUCUCCUUUUGCCAUUGAUUGUAUCUGCAUGGUUGCGGCUCGUGUCCGGGAUGGAGGAGGAAAAGCCAGCGAAACAUAUCUUCAAUGUCUCGAAGAAGUUCAGGCUAUCUCUUGUGCCACGCUCUUUGCGCCUGUUAUGAGGAGUGAAGCCGUUCAAUCGAUGAUUUUGGUUUCUGGUUGGUCUGAUAAUGGAUGGUUAAGUGGAGGGCAUGCCGUUCGCAUGGCUAUGGAACUGUCUAUGCAUAAGGCCUGGCCGAAGCUCCUCAGGCGCAUGAAUGCCAAUAAAACGGAUCCUAACGGAGACCGAGAGCUUGUGAUUGCUUCACGGACAUGGUUUUGUCUGUACUUGUUUGAGCAUCAGCUUUCGUACGGAACUGGUCGCCCAGCUGUUCUCAAAGACGACGAAAGUAUCAGGGAUUGUCGUUAUCUUCUGCGGCACCCUCUCGCUAUUGAGGAUGACAUGCGGUUGGUAUCUACAGUAGAGCUCAUCUCCAUCAGAGAACGAGUGCACAAUGCCUUGGCUCCAUUUGAAGUCCCAGUCAAACCCGAGCAUUUUGAGGAGCUCCGGCGAGCAGAUGCUGACUUUCGGAAUUGGUAUGCAACAUGGGACCAAGCCUUCUCCCAGAAAUACGAGGAUGCUGCCUUUUAUCGACAAAGUCUCCAAAUUCAGCAUCUCCAUGCUGAACUAUUUCAUAACGCCACAGCCCUGCGGGGCAUCAACGGACCGGAAGAUGUCCAGAAAAUGCCAAUUGCUCAAAGAGAACUUGCUAUUCGAUCGAUCCAGAUUGCUCGUCAGGGUUUAGAAAUCACCGUAACAUCGCCAGCGUAUAGAGAGGGAAUGAAGUAUGCCGUCCAUUACACACAUGCCACAGCAACCUUUGCUGCAUCAUUCUUGUUGCGUCUUGCCCGCCUUUUCCCAACUGAUUGCGACAUUGUUGAGAUCCGUAAUCAAGUUGAACGACUCGCCAGUUUGAUGGCAGAAAUACCAGGCAAACGCUAUGCCACGACGCUUCAACUCAUGUUGAAGCGGUCCAAGAAAAGAAAAGCAGGUUCGACCUCUCGCUCUCCGAAGACUUCGCGUGAACCCCAGCGCUCGCUUGCGAUGGUGGUCGACCAUUCGACGAGCAAUCUCCCGCCACCUGUCCCAAUAUCCCAACACAGAAAUGAAUCUUUCUCACCUGGGUACGAUAUACCCUUCUCGAAUGCAGACAGCCAGAUGCAAGGUCCAGCCAUCCCCGCCACUGCCAUACCACACCAACAUCUACACACCCAACAACAUCCAAACAAUCCUGAUGCGGAGCAAAUCUGGCGGGGUUUUGAGAUGACUUCUACCGAACAGCUUCCUGUUUGGAUAUCCGAUCAGAGCCUUGGAGGAAACUCAUUCUCGCAGCACGGAAUGGAUGCCUUCUUGUUACCCAGUGAUUAUCUCCCGCCUGCUCCCCAAAUCUGGUAA